UGGGUUUGAGACUAGGAAGCCCCGCCCCCCGCCGACGUGUGACGUCAGAGUCGCCAUGGCCAGCUAUCCAUACGGGCAGGGCUGUCCAGGAGCCGGAGGACAAGCGCCCGGAGCCCCUCCUGGUAGCUACUACCCCGGACCCCCCCAUGGUGGAGGGCAGUAUGGUAGUGGGGUACCCCCUGGAGGCGGAUAUGGAGGAGGUCCUGCCCCUGGAGGGCCUUACGGACCACCAGCUGGUGGAGGACCCUAUGGACACCCCAGCCCUGGGGGACUCCCCUCUGGCACUCCAGGAGGACCAUAUGGUGGUGCGGCCCCAGGGGGCCCCUAUGGUCAGCCACCUCCAAGUUCCUAUGGUGCCCAGCAUCCCGGCCCUUACGGACAGGGACCUCCUCCAGGUGGAGCCCCUCCCAAUGUGGACCCCGAGGCUUACUCCUGGUUCCAGUCGGUGGACUCUGAUCACAGUGGCUACAUCUCCAUCAAGGAGCUGAAGCAGGCCCUGGUCAACUCCAACUGGUCCUCAUUCAACGACGAGACGUGCCUCAUGAUGAUAAACCUGUUUGACAAGACCAAGACAGGCCGCAUCGACGUCUACGGCUUCUCGGCCCUGUGGAAAUUCAUCCAGCAGUGGAAGAACCUCUUCCAGCAGUAUGACCGGGACCACUCAGGCUCCAUUAGCUACACAGAGCUGCAGCAAGCUCUGUCCCAGAUGGGCUACAACCUCAGCCCCCAGUUCACCCAGCUGCUGGUUUCCCGCUACUGCCCGCGCUCCGCCAAUCCCGCCAUGCAGCUCGAUCGCUUCAUCCAGGUGUGCACCCAGCUGCAGGUGCUGACCGAGGCCUUCCGGGAGAAGGACACCGCUGUGCAGGGCAACAUUCGGCUCAGCUUCGAGGACUUCGUCACCAUGACAGCCUCUCGGAUGCUAUGACCAGGCCAUCUGUGGAGUGGGGAGUGCACCAGGGGUCCUUUCCUGGCUCCCAGGGUGGGAGAAGCAUGUAGGCCUCGCUUCUUUUCUUGCCCCUCCCAGAAAAAAUUCUCCCUUGCCUGAUGCAGCACUGUUCCCAAAGAGGGCAGAGAGUCCUUCAUCUUAGCCACCAAAUAGUAGGCUGAGGCCACACAGGUAUGGGCCUGACCUAGGAGAGGACUGGAAGUUGAAUGUCCUUACAGCCCUGAGCAUUGAAGUGGUGCAGGAGAUGCUGGUCAUUGCAGCAGAAUUAGUGUCCAGUCAGCUGGCUCCAGCCGCUAGCUUUCCUUUCUGUGCCCUGAUGCCAGUGGUAAGUGGUCAUCGGCCUCGUACCAUUAGCACCUGCGUCCCUCUCCUCUGCUGCCAGAUGAACCUCGUUUCUCCAAAGUGGAAUCCGACUAGGGGUGAGAGAUUUGCCCAUGGGACCAGUGGCUCGGAUUCCACUCCCACAGGUCCGUGGGUGUUGACUCCUAGCUGCCUGGGGGCUGUGCCCGCUCAGGGAGCUCAGGCAGUCUGUUCUCUGGGCCUCUUUGGCUAGGCUACCCCUCUGCAGCGUGGACCCCUCUGCUUGGCUUCAGUCCCCAGGGGACAAGCUACCACCCCCACUGCCAAUGCUUUUUUUUAAAAUUUGUGUUUUUUUCAUUCGGGGCCAAAAGUUCAGUGAAACUGUAAGCUUCAAUAAAAGAAUAAAACUCUGG
Messenger RNA from Phacochoerus africanus (Common warthog), 1659 nucleotides. It is a transcript of the gene PEF1, whose product is annotated as penta-EF-hand domain containing 1. Bases 56 to 925 code for a protein of 289 amino acids. NCBI's taxonomy places the organism in Eukaryota, Metazoa, Chordata, Mammalia, Artiodactyla, Suidae. Gene Ontology annotation, molecular function: calcium ion binding. The record is from RefSeq and is a predicted model, not a curated record. The transcript has 5 exons. Gene Ontology annotation, biological process: COPII vesicle coat assembly.